AUGGUAAAUUCAUUUUACGAAAGUCUUCAAGCGAAAAGAAAAGUAACAAAAUUAAUGCAAGAACAAAAUCGUAGACACAGUUUGAAAAAAUUAUUAAAAAAAUUCCCAGGAUGGGAUGAAAUGACUUUAUCGAAUCUUCAUAAUUUAUUUUUACUUUUCGAUGAUAAUAAAAAUGCAAUGCUUACUUUAGAAGAUUUUUGUGCUCUUUUAGAAAGUUUGGGUGAUAACAGUUCUUACGAAUUUCGUAAUUCAAAAUUUGAUGAAGCUGAUGUUGAUAAUGACGGUUGGAUAACAUACGAAGAAUUUCUACCGGCCAUAUAUAAUUUUAAUCCUCCGAUAAAUGGUUCUCUUCAAGGAGUUGGUAAACUUUGUCUUGAAGCAUCAGAAAAUAUUAGAUUUGUUAGUAGUUUAACUGUCGGUGAACAACUUGAAUAUGGAUUAUUUUAA
Molecule: messenger RNA, 447 nt
Organism: Pediculus humanus corporis (human body louse)
Lineage: Eukaryota; Metazoa; Arthropoda; Insecta; Psocodea; Pediculidae
Exons: 3
Coding region: 1-447 (148 amino acids)
Molecular function (GO): calcium ion binding
Source: RefSeq, a predicted model, not a curated record